GAUCCAAAUAAAGCUCACUGUAUUGCAAUCGAAGGUGUGGUCCAUCAAAGCUGGAGCGAGUUUGAGAGCUCUUUUCUCUUUGUCUAUAGGCCUGCAAGCUCCUGGUCAAGCCCCACCAUGUCAGGACACGGCUCUACUAAGCCUACAAAAUUUGUGGAGGAACCAACAGCUCUGCUUUGCCCAGUGUGUAAAAGAGUAUAUCGUGAUCCUGUUAUCUCCAUCAAGUGUGGACACACCUUCUGCACAAGCUGUAUUGAAUCACUCACUAGUAACGGACUCAAGUGUCCCAUGGACGGUCAGACCUGUGACUCAGGACAGCUGGUUGUUAAUCGAGCCGUGAAGGAACAGAUAUACGAUCUAAUGAUUCAUUGCUGCCACGGAGUCCUGUGUGUGAAGGAAGAGUUCUUGGAAUUGGACGAAGAUGGUUGCCGGGAAGUGAUUCGGCUUGGUGAUCGAGACGCACACGAGAGCAGCUGUGGGUUUGCAAAGGUGGUGUGUACGAUCGGAGGCUCAGCGUGUGGGGUCAUGAGACGGCAAACGCUAGAGAAACAUCUGAGCAUAUGCAGUAGAAUACCAUGUCCGUAUGGAGAAUUUGGCUGUGUGUUCAGUGGUACAUCAGAUGCAGUGACACAGCACAAGCCUCAGUGUGAGUAUAGAGACGAGUCACAGCUGCUCGCCAUCGCCAUGAGAGAGAUGAAGGCAGUAAGGACAAACAACGACGAGCUGAGAGAGGCGCUGGCUCAUGCAGUAAAGGCCACUGAGAAACUUGGUAUGGAGCGCAGUACCAUGGCUCAGCAGCUGGAGCAUCAGGCAAUGACCAUCACGAAUCUGACAUCACGAAUGGACAAACUAGAAGCUGACUACAAAAACAUUCGUAUAAGACAAACCUCGACAAGCAGAAUAACAUCAGACAUCACGCCUCUAACUGGCCGCAAGACAGGAUUGGGUGGGGCCAAGGAAAAGAGAUGGUCUAUGGACUCGAUGGGCUCAACGGUUUCAAUGUCAUUGGACGCCCCGAGAAGAACUGAUUUUGUGUGGGAGAUGCCUUUCACAGUCAAGUGUAUUGGCACUUUCAGAGGCCACAAGGGUACCAUUUGGUCCAUGGUCAUCCAUCACAACCUGAUGUACAGCGGGAGCAGCGAUGGUACUAUCAAAGUAUGGGCCACCUCUGACCUGAGGAAGGGCUGCCUCAAGACAGUGGCCGCUCAUAAGGACUGUACAUUGUGUCUUGCCAUUGGUCGGGGGAUCUUGUACAGUGCUGGUACUGACUUGUGUCUCAGAUCAUGGCACCUAGAAACACUGGAGGAAGUGGCUUUCGUGCAGAAAGCUCAUGAUGGAAUGGUCAGUGCUAUGGUGUGUAGUAAGGAAUACCUCUACACUUCAUCAUUCGGCUGUAUCAAGGUGUGGAAUGCAGUAACGUUGAAGGAGAUCCACAACAUCAGUGGUCUCUCUCAAUCCUGGGUGCGGGCACUCGAGUAUGACAAGAGAAAGGACCGACUGUAUAGCUGCUCGUUCAACAAGAUACACAUUUGGAAGGGCCACGAUGACUUUGCCCUCCUGCAUGAGAUGGAGACAAUGUAUGGAGCUCUGUACUCUCUGGCUGUCACCAAGGAUUACAUCAUCACUGGCACCCACAAUCAGAACAUCCAGGUGUAUGACAUCUCCACUCUAAAACAUAUCUGUACUCUCAGCGGGCAUAUUGGCAUAGUAACAGUGCUCAAAGUGUCUGAAUCCCAUAAUGGUGGGUACAUGUUCUCUGGUUCCUCGGACACCACUGUGCAGGUCUGGAACCUGGAAAACAUGCUGCCUAUCCUGGCGUUACAAAGACACGAGAAACCCAUCCGCUCCUUGGCCAUUUACCGUGACUCAGUCUUCACCGGCUCAGAGGACAUGGAGAUUAAAGUAUUCCGGCAUUUCAAACUCUGAACACACCAACCAUUAUAAUAAUUAGUGACGUUUGUACAAGUUACACGGACAUCAUGUCAUAUAGACACACUUAUACAGUUUAGUUGUUUUUUUUAUGUAUGUAGCUGUUAUAUUUUUCAAGAAUAUAAAUGUUGUGUGUGAA
Molecule: messenger RNA, 2068 nt
Organism: Halichondria panicea
Lineage: Eukaryota; Metazoa; Porifera; Demospongiae; Suberitida; Halichondriidae
Product: E3 ubiquitin-protein ligase TRAF7-like
Exons: 12
Coding region: 118-1926 (602 amino acids)
Biological process (GO): protein ubiquitination
Molecular function (GO): ubiquitin-protein transferase activity; protein binding; metal ion binding
Source: RefSeq, a predicted model, not a curated record